Messenger RNA from Coccidioides posadasii C735 delta SOWgp, 1239 nucleotides. RefSeq lists its product as uncharacterized. The record is from RefSeq and is a predicted model, not a curated record. Gene Ontology annotation, molecular function: Hsp70 protein binding. Lineage: Eukaryota; Fungi; Ascomycota; Eurotiomycetes; Onygenales; Onygenaceae. Gene Ontology annotation, cellular component: cytoplasm; cytosol; nucleus. Gene Ontology annotation, biological process: protein refolding.
AUGCUUUCAGAGGUUCUAAGUAUUGAGAGAACUGCGACAAAAGAAGAGAUCCGAAAGGCCUAUAGAAAGGCUGCCCUCGCUAGUCACCCAGACAAGGUCCCAGAGUCCGAACGUGAAGCCGCAGAGGUCAAGUUCAAGUCCGUUAGCCAGGCAUAUGACAUUCUCCAUGACGAUGAGAAACGACAUAUCUACGAUACCCACGGCAUGUCGGCGUUUGACGGGUCGGGUCGUCCCGGCAUGGGAGGUCCCGAUCUCGACGAUAUAAUUAACUCUAUGUUCGGCAUGGGAAUGGGAGGAGGAAUGCCUGGUUAUGGUCCGGGAGCCCCAAAGCCCAAGAAGGGUCCAAACGAAGAGCAGACGUAUACCGUAAGCCUGGAAGAUCUAUACAAAGGCCGAACUGUCAAGUUUGCCAGUACCAAAAACGUUAUCUGCAGCCUUUGCAAGGGUAGGGGUGGAAAGGAGAGGGCUACUCCAAAAACAUGUUCAGCAUGUGAUGGACAAGGCCACAAGGAGACCCUCGUGCAGAUUGGCCCCGGCCUCGUCACUCGCGCCACGGCGGAGUGUAAAGUGUGCGAAGGCUCCGGAAAAUUUUUUCAGGCAAAGGACAAGUGCAAGAAAUGCAAAGGCAAAAGAGUUACUGAAGAACGGAAAUUGCUGGAAAUUUAUAUUCCUCGAGGCGCCAAGCAAGGGGAUAGGAUCGUUUUAGAAGGCGAAGGAGACCAGAUUCCUGACGUUGAACCAGGUGAUAUUAUCUUUCAGUUGGAAGAGGCAGAGCACGACGUGUUCAAGCGCGCCGGUGGUGACCUUCACGCCGUUCUUCAUAUCACACUAGCCGAAGCUCUCUGCGGGUUUUCAAGAGUCGUAUUAAAGCAUCUGGACGGAAGAGGCAUAGAGCUGACCCACCCAAAGAAGCCUGGCGAUGUUUUGCGACCAGGACAGGUUCUCAAGAUCGCAGGCGAGGGCAUGCCAUAUAAACGAAGCGAAGCCCGCGGCGACCUUUAUUUGACUAUUGAGAUUAAGUUCCCGGAAGACGGAUGGGCGUCGGAUCAGACCCUUCUUAACAAGCUACGGGAUAUUCUCCCAGGUCCAGAGCCGCCAAUUGAAGCGGAGCCCGUUGAUGAAGUUGACUACGAUCCAAAGGCGAACUUGGACGACUUCGGGGCGAAAGAUGCCCAAGGUGGAUCGGCCUGGGAAGACGAAGACGAAGAAGAAGGUGGACCUCAAUGUGCAGCACAGUAA